GGACGGUUCAAUUCACAACAUUUUUUGUUUCCAGUCGACAAGUUGAUGUUUGAGUGCGGCGUUUUUGAAAGACUGCAAGCUGAAGCUUUUAACUGACGAAAUCGCACAGGUUCCUUAAUUAAAUAUGGACGAACUAAGGCAUCAGGUUAUGAUAAAUCAGUUUGUUCUUACAGCCGGAUGUGCGGCAGAUCAAGCAAAGCAGCUUCUACAAGCUUCACACUGGCAGUUUGAGACUGCUCUCAGUACAUUUUUCCAAGAGGCUAAUAUUCCCUACAGCCAUCAAAUGAUGUGCACUCCAGCCAACACACCAGCGACACCCCCCAACUUCCCAGAUGCCCUAGCCAUGUUCUCUCGUCUUAAAGCCUCCGAGAGCUUCGGCAACAGCAGUCCCAUCGCUUCUAUGGCUACGUCACCAGCUCCUCACACCAACUGGGCCAUGAGCCCUCCGGCAACCCCUGGUCACCAGGGGCGAUGGACUCCAGGUGAGCUCAUGCCGCAAACGCUGUCACCAGGCUGGCCGGCAGCCGUGACUCAGCAAGCCUCCGCUGAGCAUGCUAGUAUCAUCAUGGAGGCUGAGAGAUAGAGACUGCUUUAACUAGCCAUCACACCUUACACGAAGAGAGAGGAUGGACCUUCCGCUUGAUGAUUUUGGCAGUUGUGGAUGUAAAACUGGAGAGCACUGGGUUGCAGUGAGCGGUGGUGGAACAGCGUGUGGCCUCUUCUCUGAGGUCACAGGAGAUCUGGGAUCUUUUAAAAUGCUUUUUUUUUAGCGAUUACCAAAAAGAUGGACAGAAUGAGUAAUUAUGUAGCAUAUUCACAGAUAACCUCAGACAAAUGAAUGUGUUACUGAAUAUUGUCUUCAGUUUCAGCAGUUCUCAAGUAAUGGUGAAUACUCUGUUGCACUGUGUACUAAAAACCUGCAGUGGAUCUAAGGUUAAAAGAAUAGAUACUCACCGUCAUGUCAUUCCAAACCUAUUGACUUUCAUUUUAUAGUCAAAACAGUUUAAAUAUU
This is a messenger RNA of Sinocyclocheilus anshuiensis, 1012 nucleotides long. RefSeq names its product UBA-like domain-containing protein 1. The transcript has 3 exons. The record is from RefSeq and is a predicted model, not a curated record. Bases 125 to 583 code for a protein of 152 amino acids. Gene Ontology annotation, molecular function: protein binding. Lineage: Eukaryota; Metazoa; Chordata; Actinopteri; Cypriniformes; Cyprinidae.